AUGUCCAUGUUCCUGUCAAAGUUCCUGGCAGGAAGGAGUAAUGCCAAGUCCAAUCUGGAGCUGUUGACCGAGGCAUGGGUCAGCAUUCAAAAGUACUAUGAAACAGCAGCAGAUCCACUGAAAGAUGCAGUGGAGUCAACGCCCAUUCCAAUGUGUCUUCGUAACAUUGUCCAACUGAUACAGUCUGAGGAGCUUGGAUAUCAACGAGCCAACGCGAGCGAUAGCCUAGGCGAUGUGGAGCCAAGUUUGGAGACUGGUCCUUGUCUUGAAUACCUUUUACACAAGCGAGUAUUGGAAGAAAUGGUCGAGUUUGCCAAAGUCGAUACACCUUAUGGCAUGCGGAUUCAAACGUUACGAUUCUUUUGCAGCCUUGUCAACAGUGUUCACGCCAAGCUACUUCCAGAACGUGCAGUGCAUAUGCCGCUUCAAAAGUUGAUUCAUUCAUGUCAUCGUUUGAUCGCUCAUCACUAUGAACAAUUGGUUACGGGUGAUCCAGCAUCAUGUCCUGAAGAACGUCAUCAAGCCAUCAGUGAAUUGUCUUUGGAGCUUGUCAAGUUGAUGCAUGCCAUCUUUUCCCAUUUCAAAGGAGCCAACGCUGCAUUGAUGGAUCUCUUUUUUGAACGUGGAUGGUGCCGUGAUCUCGGGGAAAAUGUAUGGAGAAGCAGCAAGGAUGGUCGCACGUUCCACAAACGACGUGAAAGCAUGGAUGAGAAGAUUGCAUGGAACAUGUUUCUUACACCACGAUUUGACAUGUUUAUGUAUUUGAUCGACUAUAUGAACAUGCCCGGCGAGACCGGCGAGAUUGCACGUGAAGCGAUUCUUUUUGCAUUGCGAUUGUUGGAUGGUGACCCUGAGUAUGUGUGCUACGUUGUUGAAUAUUCCGGAUUGUGUGAGAUCAUGGCUGAACGAUUGGCUUUGUUCUUUGCCAAACUACCCAAGAAUACUGGUGCCUUUACAAUUUCAGAUAAUGGACGCGUUGUACCAGCACGACCUCCUCGACGUCGCAUCCACUUUUCAGUACCGGCCAUGAUCACCAAUAACAGCUUGAUGAUCACCGUCAAUGCACACCACAGCUUUAAGAAGAAGCGCAGAAAACGCAGUCCAUUCGAUAUGCAUUUCGCACGUGCAUUGCAAACCGUACGGGAUGGCGAACAAACGGUGGAUGAGUUUUACAGCUUUUGGGAAUACUUGAAUGAUGUUGCACGUGUGGCAGACAAACGUCUCAUGACAGCACUGAUGGCACAAUUGACAACCUUGUUUUGGCAUCCUGUUGUUUGUACGGCAUUGAGUUCACCCAGCGCUGAUUUGGCGACUGCAGCAACAGCCUACACCACUGAAAUGAUUCGGUCACUCACCGACCAAAAGCUGCUUCAUGCAUUCUUGGUGGUUCUUAUUGGUGAAGAGGGUGGUAUUGGUAAAGAUCUCGAGCCUGAAGUACGAGCCAAUCUUUCACGACAAGAUCUUAUUGAGGAUAGCGAUUCACAACGUACAAGCGAUGAGGAAGAGGAGGAUGAAGAAGAGGAUGAAAAAGACAAGGUUACCGCCAUCUCAUCGGAUGACCAGGAUACAGAAUUGACGCUACGUCUGGUGUUGAUCAAUCGUAUUGAUGCCGAAUCACAUGACUUGUCGUUGUCAACGUUACGCAUGUUUGAUACCAUCCUUGAGACAUACAACCAAUUCGCCAUUUAUAAUCUUGUGCUACGCAAUUAUCUCGACAUUACCCCUGAAGGAGACUAUGUGGAUGACAUGGAAGCCAAGGAAGCCAAUGCAAUGGCUGCUAUAGCGACAGCAGCAGCAUUAGCGACAGCAUCAGACAAUGCAUCAGUGGCAUCUUCUUCCAAGCGAUCCGGUGAAGAAGGUGAAGAGAAUGGUGACAAGGAAAGUGGCACAUCUACGACUGGUGGCGGUGACAAUGCCGAUGAAAAAGUAGGCGAGCUUGCUGUCGCUGAGGAUGUUUCCAAAAAGGAUACCAAGACCGACAAGGUGCGAUGGCUGGUUGAAAGAAUACUAUCCUUGUUGCCCUUGGAAGAUGAACUUGAACGCAUGAAGUCGCCACCUUUAUCCUCCGUGAUCCCAUCCGAGUCAUUUGUGGCAUCCGUCCAUGGUAACGGUCCUCGCAAGAGCAUUGAACAAAAGAACAGCUUGGGUGAUGGUGCAUUGCAGAAUGUGGUGAUUCCUGGCAACAGCUAUGACGACUAUUUCCAUGAAGCACGUGAGCGAUUCCAAUAUGGAUUACUUGCACGUAACUUUUGGAGAGUGCCGUAUCCACCAUCCAAGACCAAAAAGGAUUAUGCACGUGAAGCUGAACAUCGUCGUGGUCGUCCACAACGCCGCCCUAUGAGCAUGAUCGUAUCAUCCAAAGACGCUGCACUUCAUAACCGGAAUGGCUUGUUUGACAGCAAUGGUGCUGCUGAUGCUGUGCCUAUUCAUAAGCGAUGCGGUGGCUACGAAGGUCUAUUUAUGAGCCGAAUCUUUGAUCAAUUCUUCAAGUUGCUUGAAUCGACCAUGGAGCAAAACUUGCUUGUCACUAGCAUUCUUCAAAAGAUUGUUGGCGUUGUCGAUAAGCGUGUGGAUGGCGUUAUAUGUGAUUGGCGCGCAGUACGGGUGGGUGGUGAUGGAUCACUUUACGGUGGUGUAUGGACUUUACCUAGCGCCAAGGGUAAUCGACGCAGCCUUUAUUCAUUGCUGGAACAGGUGACAUUCGAAGCCUUGAAGCGUGCACAGCUGGUACCGAAUUUCGAGACACGUAUAUCAAUUGCCAAGAAACGUGGUGUACAUCACGCCAGUGCCACAAGCAGCUCAACGACCACUAGUCAUCAUCAUCAUCAACAACCAAAGCGAUCCCUUUCCACUUUUGCACGCUCAUCAACAAGCACCACACGUGAUGGCCCUACUUUAUCACGACAAUCAAGUCUUUCACAGCUUGUAUUCAACAAAGGAAGCAGUAACAAUGGAUCCACCACACCACCAUCUGGUACCCAAAGCCCGCCUGUAACAACGACUACUGGUAGCACUAGCAACAACAGCAAUGCUUCAUCCGCCACAGCAUCAUCCACAUCCAAUAAGCCCAAUGCACCCUUGACACUACGAACCAACCGUGAAGCUCUGGAAGCUAAGGACGAUGUUAUUGGCACACCCAAUUCACCAUCAGCCACCUUUUUCCAGCAAACACAACGUGCGAAUGCAACACCCGUGACAAUGACCAAUCCUUUUGCGAAGUUAUCCAAUUUCGUCAAUGCGUAUAUUGUCUUGCAGGAGUUCUGCAAAGAAUUGGCUGCCGUUAUCCUUGUACGACAUGCGACCAAUUACAAUGACACAGGUCUCGUGAAAUAUCACCAACAUGAAGCAUCCGCCUCUCGUACAUCCAUGCUCUUGCCCUAUGAUUGGGACAAUGAACACCACAACAAUUACCCACCUUUGAGGACACCACAAUCACCAUUCUUCCAUGACCGAGAGAAUGAGGACAAUGAUUGGGUAUCAGGAGGAGCAGGAGGUGAUCGGCAGAACAUGGACAAGUGGAAGAAUCGCAUCUCCAUGGUAUCGACUCUUGCAGAUUGGCGUAGUGUACGUAGUCUAGAUAUUAUUGAUGAAGCUAUCACAGCCCGUGUACGAUCAGCAUCCAGUGAUGGAAAAUGGUGA
Lichtheimia ornata is the source of this 3639-nucleotide messenger RNA. RefSeq lists its product as uncharacterized. The coding region runs from base 1 to 3639 and encodes 1212 amino acids. The record is from RefSeq and is a predicted model, not a curated record. The transcript is spliced from 7 exons. NCBI's taxonomy places the organism in Eukaryota, Fungi, Mucoromycota, Mucoromycetes, Mucorales, Lichtheimiaceae.